AUGGCAAAGGAAGAUACAGAGGUUAUUGAGAAUCCCGAAAACCCCACCGAGGUGGUGACAGAGUCACUCGGAGAAAAACCUGCAGAUGAGGACGCUAAGGUAGCAUCCUCGGAGAAGAAGAAAAAGAAGAAGAAGAAGAAGUCUAAUAUUAAGAACAUCGCAUUGCUUUAUCCGGACGAGAAAUAUCCAGAAGGCCAAUGGAUGGAUUACCAUCAAGACUUCAACCUUGCACGUACCACUGAUGAGGAGAAGAGGUAUUUGGCGCGUGACAAGGACCAUGAACAGAGAUGGAAUGACAUGAGAAAAGGUGCCGAAAUCCAUCGGCGCGUUCGGAAAAACCUGCAAAACAAGCUCAAGCCUGACAUGACACUCACGGACGUGGUGAAUACAGUUGAGGAUGCGACACGUAAGUUUACAGGUCAGGACGCCAACGGAGAUCAUGUAAAGCUACCAAAGUCACAGGGUAUCGGUUUCCCCACAGGUGUAUCACUCAAUCACUGCGCAGCGCAUUACACGCCUAACGCAGGUGACAAGAUGGUGUUGCGUUACGAGGAUGUCAUGAAGGUCGAUAUCGGUGUUCAGGUCAACGGAUACAUCGUGGAUUGCGCGUGGACCGUAGCAUUUGAUCACAAGUACGACAACCUGCUCGAGGCUGUACGCGAAGCUACCUACACCGGUAUACGGGAGGCCGGUAUUGACGUUCGUCUUACCGAUAUUGGUGAGGCCAUUCAGGAGGUCAUGGAGUCAUAUGAGGUCGAGCUCAACGGUACCACGUACCAGGUCAAGCCCUGCCGUAACUUAUGUGGCCACAACAUCGCACCUUACCGAAUUCACGGAGGUAAGUCUGUGCCUAUUGUGAAGAACGGCGAUACCACCAAAAUGGAGGAAGGCGAACAUUUUGCCAUUGAGACUUUCGGUACUACCGGUCGGGGCUUUGUGGUUCCCGGUGGUGAGUGUUCCCACUACGCCAAGAACGAUGGCCCAUUACCAACUCCUAAUUUGUCACGCGCAAAGGCUCUACUAAAGACCAUCGAUGAAAAUUUUGGCACCCUACCGUUCUGCCGUCGUUAUCUCGACAGACUAGGUGAAGACAAGUACUUAUUUGCAUUGAACAAUCUCGUGAAGCAGGGCAUCGUGCAGGAUUAUCCACCAUUGAACGACGUGGUCGGCUCCUACACUGCGCAGUUUGAACACACUAUUCUUUUGCACCCACACAAGAAGGAAGUCGUCUCAAAGGGUGAUGACUACUAA
Messenger RNA from Lachancea fermentati, 1251 nucleotides. The record is from the annotation of a GenBank genome assembly. Lineage: Eukaryota; Fungi; Ascomycota; Saccharomycetes; Saccharomycetales; Saccharomycetaceae.